AUGAAUACAAUGGAUACUACAAAUAAUUCAGAUAAACAUUCAAUAAUCCCAUUAUCAUCAUCCUCAACAACAACACCAUCAUCAUCAUAUACAUCUAAUCAACAUAAAAUUAAACGAUUAAAAAUCUUACAAGAAAUUGAAGAUCGUAAAUUUCAAUUAAAUUAUAAUCGUUUAAUGAAAGAACAAAAUAAAAUCUGUAAACAACUUGAUAUACAACGUUUACAAUUUACUAGAAGAUUUUCUGAAACAAAUUUUAAUUUAUCAUUUGAUGAAUUACCAUGUAAAUUAUUAAAAAAUGAUAAUAUCAUAUUAGAUGUUAAAAAAUUUAAACAACAACCACCACCACCACAGCAACAAGCAUCACCACAACAACAACAUUCUAUAACAAUUAAUGAUCAUGUACAUUCAUAUUAUGAUUUGAAUUCACAAGAUAAUAUUCAUGAUAAUGAUCAUUUAAAUCAACCAUUUUGGUUAAGAUUACGUUCAUUAGGUGUACCAUCUGAUGAAGAUACAUUAUUAGCUGCAUUAACAUGUAAAAAUAUGAAUAUUGAUAAUAAAUUAGAAUCUAAUCAUAAUGAAGAUGAUGUAUUUGAAUCAAAUUGUAAACCAUCAAUUAUAAAUAAUCAAUUAACAAGAAGAAUUUCAAGAAAUAUAGAAAAACAACGUUCUUCAAGUGUAACCGGAGCUGAUGAAAUAUUGAAAAAUGUAUUAACUAAUAAUAAUAAUAAUAAUAUAAAACGAAUUAAACGUUCAUUAAGUUUAGAAGAGAAAAAACCGAAUUGGUUAGUAACAUUAAAUCAAAUGAAACGUGAUAAAUUAUCUCGUACUAAUUCAAAUAAACAAGAAGAAAUAACAGCAUUAUUUAAAGGUAAUAAAUUCUAUGGUAAUAAUAAACGAUCAAAUGUACUUACUAUCAAAUAUCAAUCACGUAAUGAUCGUCUUAUUAAAUCACAUAGACAUACUAUUGUUGGUAUAACACAUGAAUUUACACCAUUAUAA
Schistosoma mattheei is the source of this 999-nucleotide messenger RNA. The record is from the annotation of a GenBank genome assembly. Lineage: Eukaryota; Metazoa; Platyhelminthes; Trematoda; Strigeidida; Schistosomatidae.